Messenger RNA from Glossina fuscipes, 768 nucleotides. RefSeq names its product U6 snRNA-associated Sm-like protein LSm8. The transcript is spliced from 3 exons. The record is from RefSeq and is a predicted model, not a curated record. Gene Ontology annotation, molecular function: RNA binding. Gene Ontology annotation, biological process: mRNA splicing, via spliceosome. NCBI's taxonomy places the organism in Eukaryota, Metazoa, Arthropoda, Insecta, Diptera, Glossinidae. Gene Ontology annotation, cellular component: U6 snRNP; U4/U6 x U5 tri-snRNP complex; precatalytic spliceosome. Bases 471 to 761 code for a protein of 96 amino acids.
CGAUACCGAUUUGUAUGCACUAAAAAUCAAUAAUUUUUCUAUGAACAUGACUAUUUUCGCGGGCCGCUCGAAAACUGACCAUAAAAUCGGGAACGAGCAAUUAAAUUUUGUAGCUCAGCUCUGUCAAGUAAAGAACAAAACACGGAAAAAUAACAGGGUGAUUUGUUUUUAAAUAAAAAUAUUAAAUGCGAGGGUUUGCAUGGUUGAAUACUAAGUUACACCAAAUUAGCACAUUUUUCCCCAACCGUUUGUUUUAACAACAGCUGUUCUCUUUACGAAAACAAAAGAAACAAACUACGAUUGCUAUUACUAUAGAAAUAUUAAAUCCAUUAAAUAUUACUAAUAUAAUUAGACAAUAGAACGACGGGAACAGUGGACGUGCCUAAUAGAAAGCUGUACGUUUGCUGCCAAAUUCAGUAUUUGCUUACAAAUCAACAACGCCACGUAUUUUUUUCUAUGAAUCCGUUAUAAUGGCUUCCGCUUUGGAGCAAUAUAUUAAUCACACUGUGUCGAUAAUCACUGCAGAUGGUCGGAAUUUCAUAGGAACAUUGAAAGGUUUUGAUCAGACUAUAAAUGUCAUUUUGGACGAAUCACAUGAACGUGUUUUUUCCACAACUACCGGCAUCGAGCAAAUAGUUCUGGGUCUGCAUAUCAUACGAGGUGAUAACAUUGCAGUAAUAGGACAAAUAGAUGAAACUAUUGAUUCCAGAUUGGAUUUUGCGAAUAUAAGAGGUGAACCUUUAGGCCCAGUAGUACAUUAGUUAUUUU